Molecule: messenger RNA, 2164 nt
Organism: Ipomoea nil (Japanese morning glory)
Lineage: Eukaryota; Viridiplantae; Streptophyta; Magnoliopsida; Solanales; Convolvulaceae
Product: serine/threonine-protein kinase tricorner
Exons: 14
Coding region: 187-1749 (520 amino acids)
Biological process (GO): peptidyl-serine phosphorylation; intracellular signal transduction
Molecular function (GO): protein serine/threonine kinase activity; ATP binding
Source: RefSeq, a predicted model, not a curated record
GUCCAUUUGUUAGAAGGGAGCUGUCAACAGCACUGGAUCCAAACCCCUCAACGCAUAUACUGCUUUGCUUCUCUCUGCUCUCACUGUUGCUGAGCUCGUCUUCGUUGCUGAUGAGGUAAGGAGAGAGAGAGACAGCGAGAGCGAGCGAGAGCGAGCGAGUUGGUGUUUGUUUUAGAGAGAGAAAACAUGGAGGAGGAGCACCGCGAGGAGGAAGUGCUUGGCUCGAGCCUUACGAUGGAGAAGGUCGCCGCCGCCAAACAAUUCAUAGAGAACCACUACAAGAAUCAGAUGAAGAGCAUCCAGGAACGCAAGGAAAGGCGGUGGAUUCUAGAAAGAAAACUAGCAACUUCUGAUGUGCCUAAAGAAGAGCAAAUAAAUCUGAUAAAGGAUUUAGAAAGAAAGGAGACUGAAUAUAUGAGGCUGAGGAGGCACAAGAUAUGUGUGGAUGAUUUUGAGCUUCUAACAAUUAUUGGUAGAGGAGCCUUUGGUGAGGUCAGGUUAUGUAGAGAGAAGAAAUCGGGGAAUAUUUAUGCCAUGAAGAAGUUGAAGAAAUCUGAAAUGCUCACAAGAGGACAGGUGGAACAUGUGAGAGCCGAGAGAAAUUUACUCGCAGAAGUGGCUAGUCAUUGCAUUGUAAAGCUAUAUUACUCAUUCCAAGAUGCUGAAUAUCUUUAUCUUGUGAUGGAGUAUCUACCAGGUGGCGACAUGAUGACUCUUCUAAUGAGAGAGGACACAUUGUCUGAGAAUGUGGCUAAAUUUUACAUUGCUCAGAGUGUACUUGCCAUAGAGUCAAUUCACAAGCAUAACUAUAUUCACAGGGAUAUCAAACCUGAUAACCUUCUUUUGGAUAAAAAUGGUCACAUGAAGCUCUCUGAUUUUGGUCUUUGUAAGCCCCUUGAUUGUAGAACGCUAUCUACGUUAAAUGAAAAUGAAGCUAUGGAUGAUGAGAACAUAAGGGACCCAAUGGACAUUGAUGGCAGCUUCCCUGAUUCGCGCAAUAGUAACUGGAGAAGUCCCCGUGAACAGCUUCAGCAUUGGCAGAUGAACAGAAGGAAGUUGGCAUUUUCUACAGUGGGCACGCCAGACUAUAUUGCUCCUGAGGUUCUGUUGAAGAAAGGAUAUGGCAUGGAAUGUGACUGGUGGUCCCUUGGUGCAAUUAUGUAUGAAAUGCUCGUUGGUUAUCCCCCAUUUUACUCAGAUGAUCCCAUAACUACUUGCAGGAAGAUAGUUCAUUGGAGAAAUCACCUAAAAUUUACUGAAGAUGCUAAACUGUCACCUGAAGCAAAGGACCUGAUAUGUAGAUUGCUAUGUGAUGUUGAUCAUAGACUCGGAACUGGUGGUGCCAACCAAAUUAAGGCUCAUCCUUGGUUCAAGGAUAUUGCGUGGGAUAAGCUGUAUGAAAUGGAUGCUGCCUUCAAACCCGAAGUUAAUGGGGAGCUAGACACUCAAAACUUUAUGAAGUUUGAUGAAUUGGAUCCUCCACCUGCAAGAACAGGAUCUGGGCCUUCCCGUAAGAUGUUAUUGACUUCCAAAGAUUUAAGUUUUGUGGGCUAUACAUACAAAAACUUUGAUGCUGUGAAGGCACUGCGCAACUCUUCUGAUCUUAUGAGGAGUACAUCCCCUAGAAGGCCCUCAAUUGAUUCUAUUUUUGGUGAUCCGAAGGAGGGUCUGGGAACAAACAGUGCAGCAGCAGCAGGGGAAACAGAUGUACAAAUGAUCGCAUCAACUGGUGAUGCGAUGUUGCCAUAACAAAGCUUGUGUUUUACAAAACAUAUUAAGGGGAUGUAGCAUAUAUCUGCGUAUUUUUAUCAGGUUUGCUCUUCCCCGUUCCAUUUUAGAUGUUUGCCCUAUGUUUAACGAACCACCAUGUAAUUGUACAGAGUGCUUGAAAAUCUGUGUAAUAGUGGAUUAACUUGUAGGGCAUGAAAUUUACUAGUUAGGAAGGUUUGUGCAAUAGAAACUUAGAAUAGGUGGGUAUGUCAUUUGUGUCCCGGCUGCCCAGGUUGGCAAUUGAAUUUUGCUUUCUCUUGUGGCAGUUUUUGGUCGGACCAUUUGAUAAAUUGGAAAACAUUCACUCUCUAUUCUGCUAGCUAGAGGAACUAUUCUAAUGUGAUAGCAAUCUACUAGCUACUAGCUAUGGAAAAGCUUUAUUUAUUAAUUGCUA